This is a messenger RNA of Pyricularia grisea, 294 nucleotides long. RefSeq lists its product as uncharacterized. The transcript has a single exon. Bases 1 to 294 code for a protein of 97 amino acids. The record is from RefSeq and is a predicted model, not a curated record. Lineage: Eukaryota; Fungi; Ascomycota; Sordariomycetes; Magnaporthales; Pyriculariaceae.
AUGGCUUCUCAGGCGCCUUGUCUUGAUCUGCACUGCCCACCGCUGAACGUGAACGGUAAGGAUUUUGUGCUGACCUUUGUGCCGAUAUUCGGGGACCAGUGGAAAGAUAUCAUCACCUGUGCGGCGAGCUGCAGUUCCGGCUGCUCGAGAUCGGUAUUAGCGUCGACAGGUGGCUCCACGGCUCUGUCAAAGGACGUCGGGGUGGCUCGUGGGUCGUGCGGAGGCAGGGUCGGUGGUGCCGGCGAAAAGGGCGAAGGCGAGUCCCUUAUCCGCCCGCACGCUCCUCAAAAAUAG